AUGGCGCGAGAACUGAGACCCCGAAAAACGGCCGUUGAGAGCCAAAAACCCGAGGGCAAGCCAGCCAAGGCAGCUGAGAAGCCGGUCGCGAAGGGCAAGAGAAAAGCUACCGAGGCCCAGCCCGAGUCUCCCAUUCCCCGAAAGCUGCAAAAGUCGACCAAGAAGAGCCCUGCAAAGGAGCCCAAGAAGGAGCCUUCGCCCGAGGGAAAUUGGAGGAAGACCAGGCCUUCAGCUUAUCUUCCCGAGGAAAUCGAGGAGUCUACCGGUAGCGAUGUUGAGGAGGAGGAGGAAGUUGAAGCUCUUGCCGCCGAGCUUGAUCCCGAGGACGAGGGGGCCACCACUGAUGCCGGUCUUUACAAGCCCGGGCAGCCUGUAGGAAAGAUUCCUGAUGUUUCCCAGGCUGUGCAGAAGGCCGCCAAGGCCGCCAGUGACGGGGAGGCUGGUAUUAUCUACGUUGGCCGCAUCCCCCAUGGUUUCUACGAGCACGAGAUGAAGCAAUAUUUCUCCCAGUUCGGAACUGUCACUCAGAUCAGACUGUCGAGAAACAAGAAGACAGGCGCUAGCAAGCACUUCGCCUUCAUUGAGUUCGCGGAGGCCAGCACGGCCGACAUCGUGGCCAAGACAAUGGACAACUACCUCCUGUUUGGGCACAUACUCAAGUGCAAGGUUCUCCCCAAGGAGCAAGCCCACGACGACAUUUUCAAGGGAGCGAACAAGAGGUUCAAGAAGGUGCCCUGGAACAAGAUUGCCGGCAAGAACCUGGAGAAGCCGUUGAGCGAGGCCUCGUGGAAGAAGAAGGUCACCAAGGAGCAGAACAAGCGCAACAAGUCCGCAGAGGCGCUCAAGAAGAUUGGCUACACGUUCGAGGCACCAGCGAUCCAGGCCAUCCCACCCCCUGCGCCCAAGGAGCUUGAGAACGCCGAGAGCAAGGCCAUUGAGGCUGCGCCAGAGGAGGCCGAAGCACCCGCCGCAGAGAAGAUUGUCGAGGACGCCUCAGAAGAGGAGAAGCCUAAGUCGAUAUCUGCUCCCAAGACCAAGGUCACCAAACCAAAGGCAAAGAAGGCAGCAAAAGGAAAGAAGGUCAAGGCAUGA
This is a messenger RNA of Clonostachys rhizophaga, 1092 nucleotides long. Lineage: Eukaryota; Fungi; Ascomycota; Sordariomycetes; Hypocreales; Bionectriaceae. The record is from the annotation of a GenBank genome assembly.